AUGUCCACCUAUGAGUGGGUGAUCGAGCAGGAGAGCCCUGACGGUGUGACUACACGUGUCGUGUUCGACUUCGCCGAUGGCAAUACGGACAGCCACGGAAAUGGUGGCCGUGCGAACAUAUCUUCGUCGUCCUACCUCCUGCAGCACCGCCGCGAUCGACGUGGGCGAGGCUUGAGCGGCGGCACACCGUCGGCCGCUGGCUUCUUUGCUUUCAAGGAAGUUGCUUGCUCUGAGGAAGGCAGCAGUCGGCGCAGCAGUAAGCACAGUAACGGCAGCCGCUCGCGCCGUCGACGUCAGCACCACCGCGGCACCUUUGGCAAAGGCGGCAGAGAAAGCGGCAUCAGCACGAUGGCAGGGCCGGCCGGCUCCGCAUACACAUCGAUGUCUCUGCGGCAGCGCUACCAGCGCAUGCUGUUUGGCGGUGGUCGUGGUGGGAGGGCGUCGACUGUCGCUGGUGUCUCGCGGACCCCAACAGUCACGCCUGACGCCUCCGCCUCCGUGCUCGCUUCAGGGCUUGCGCUGUCUUAUCGGAACGACCCAAGCGCCGGCCUCAAUAGUGAUACCCACUCUCUCAGCUCCAGCCUAUUUCGCGGUACCACCGCUGGUGGCCAGCCACCCAGCACCCUAUUUAUGUCUGCCUACGGUGCGGAAAUGGUAGAGGAGGACGCGAGUCAAGGCUGCAGCGGCUGCCUGAGCCGGCGGAACCGCUGCAGCACAAGGAGAGGUAACAGCAGUCACGACGGCGGUGUGUCGAGCGUGGCGCGCGCUAGCGCUGCCUGUGACCGGAAUGCUGCAGCACCACAGCACGCGGCUGGCGGCAUGCGCACCGCCGGUGACACCCCUCAGCACUUCUCGGUGCUGACUGCAGCCGCCACGACGGCAGCUGCCACACCGCCUUCGUCUGGUCACCACCGCCGUGUUGUGGCACGCGAGGAAAGCGACGAUGACGACAUCAUGAGCGACACUGGCAAAGUCAACGGGGACGGCUCGUACUCCGUGCUGCGCGACGUGUGGGCGACGCGGGCCACGUGUCCUCGCACCAUCGCGACAGCUCGCGCGGCCGACUUCCCUGCAUUUCCGCCACUGCACUCCAUCAGCGUGGAAAAGGAAGAGGAGCCAACGGAUACGGUGACUGAGUGCUGUGGCCACCCCGCCGGUGGCAUCGACGCCCGCGAUGUGCUCAGUGGCAUUGCAGAUGCCAAGGCCACACGGCGGGUGCCGGUUUCCCUCGCAGCGAGCGAGGAGAACAUCCGUCUACAGGCCAAAGUAGAUGCAGCGGAGGACCACCGGCGGUACAACAAGAUGCUGCUCAAGAAAGAGCGUCAGCGGCGACGCGAUCAAGGGUGGCAGUCAACGGGGUCAAGUGGGAACUGUACGGUCAGCUUCUGUAGGACGCACGGCUCGUACGCCGGCGAGAGCAGCCGAGGUCUCCGUGAUGGCGCGUCUGCCGGUACCAGUCGGCGCGGUUGUCGAGAGCGCGCCGUGUGCGAGCGAGGCAGAUUGGACGCCUACCAGCCUAGAAGUAGCAGCAGCACGGACAGCGAUGAAGAUGACGCGGACGACGAGAGCUGCGACACCUCGUCUCUCUCGUCAUUGGAGUGUCUGAGCACCUCCUCGAGGGAUGACUUCGACGUGCGCGAGCUGCGGGCGGACUCGGUCUUCGCAGCCACCGUGCAGUCUCUGGCGAGUCGAGCAGAGCGGGAGCGCAAGAAGAUGGAGGCACGGGAAGAGCAGAUGCUCUGGAGUGAGGCUGCGCAAAACAAGGCGACAUCAAUGACGCAGCGGUCGCCGCUGCACUCACCAGCGACCCUCCGUGGCCUGAUGUCUUCAGCAGACGGCGCUGCCACCACGACGCCGGCGUUGCCGCCAUCACUAGCCACCGUGCCGCGUCGUGCAGAGGCCGCGUCUACCGGUCUGUUAAUCAGAAAUGGUGUCGGGAGCGGUAACGCUGGUCGCAGCGGCGCUGUCUCGUCGUUCUUUAUUUCACCAAUUCACCAGUCUGUGGCAGCAGAGUCGGCGGCCUGGACGGCGGGCACGGGGUUCGAAUUUCUGGGGCAAGGUGGCCUUGGUGGCAACGACACCGCGUCAUCGUCCUUGUUGCCCACUUCACGACCGGCGCCGUGGCAGCGCCGUGGCAGCGCCUUCACACCUGCACGGGCCACCAUGAGUCGACGUCGCGAGCGGUCAGAAGACAACGAAGAGGGUUACGCAGAGGAGCUAAAGGAGUCAUGCGACGCCGGUGCAUCAUCCUCCACGACGCACGCGAUGGCUGCUGAUGCGCAGACCAGCACCCACCGUGCUCGCAAGAAGCGUAAGCGAGGCGAUCGUGCUCGGCAGUCCGUCGUUGGCGAGUGUGGCGGCAGCCGCGCGUUGCGCCCCGUCGCGGCCCCGUCGAACGGCCCUCCGCUGGAGAUCUUGCCGUGCAGCAAGAUGGAUAUGCGGGAAGACCUCCUGGAGUCGUUUCUGAUGGAGGCGGUGCUAGACGAGGAUGACUUUGCGCUUUACUAA
Messenger RNA from Leishmania major strain Friedlin, 2508 nucleotides. RefSeq lists its product as hypothetical. Lineage: Eukaryota; Euglenozoa; Kinetoplastea; Trypanosomatida; Trypanosomatidae. The record is from RefSeq and is a predicted model, not a curated record. The transcript has a single exon. The coding region runs from base 1 to 2508 and encodes 835 amino acids.